UGGUGAGGAUUAACCGUGCGGGAGAAGCGCCCUGCGAGGAGCACCAAGGAUCGGGACCGGACCUUUGCGCUUUGCGCGACGGGGACAGCAGGACAGCUUCACUGGGACGUUGCUUGGUUUUCUAUUCUAUUCUAUUCUAUUCUAUUCUAUUCUAUUCUAUUCUAUUCCUAACUGAAGAAAAGGCGCACGGAGUUAACAGAGGCUGGGGCAGGAUCAGACUCGGAGAGGGACAGAGAGGGAGUGAAGAUCCAAAAACGCGUCUCUGAACAGAUCUAUUUUAAUAAUGAAAGCAGGAUAGCCUCUCAUGGAUUUCUGAGUGUUUAAUAACCAACUAACUCUGCCUGGUCCAAUGGAAAUGAUAAUAACUGGAAUAAUCUGACUUGUUACCAUUUACUUGGAAUAAUUUCUGUCUUCUGGUUAAAAUCUUCCAAUUUCACCUGGACGAGGUUGUAUAAAUAAGAAGUGGGGGAAGAACAUUCGAGGAAAACAAGAAAUUUAAAUACAGAGAAAAUAUAUCAGGUGUGGUGAGUUUAGGUUCGGAGAAUCACUCCACUUUUUCUGCCGGAUGAUAUUUCUCUCGCCCCGGAGAUGAAGGGAUGAAGCCAGGAGAGAAAAAGACGGAGGAGAGCGAAAAAAAGAGAGGAGGCAGAAACGGAGAAGAAUGUAGUCGCUGGGCGCUGUGAGAAUGGAAAACGGACGCACCUCUCUGAAAGAAACGGUUUGAACUCUAUUCCAGAGCGGAAUUUACUCACACCUAAAAGGAUUUUACACGCAUUUACCUCGGCUCGACACGUAACAUAUGAGGAGGAUAUUCUUUCGUGUGGAACCUGUGUGUGUGGAGUUACACUUACAAUCAUUAUUGUCAGCAUAAGGAUGGGAUAUCGAGACAUGACUACGCGCUGAAACAGUGGGAAGGACACACAUUAGGGAAGAGUGAGGAAAAGCUGCCAGGAGGAUUUCUGACCUGGAUCCUGAUCCAUGAUGUUGCAUCUCCUUUGUAACAUGUCAAUCCUGAAACAGUGUGGAGUAUGUUCUUACAUCUUUGAAGUGACCGGUCUCACUUCAGGUUGAUAGAAGAACACUUCCAGAUUCCGCUCAUCGAAUUUCAUCAAGAUCUGAUGUGGAACUUCAAAAUUAAAGCCUGUGUUUGACCAGGUGAGGAUGCUAACCAUGGAGAGGCUGUUUCUCUGUGUGAUGCUGGCGAUUUCCAUGGCAGUGCGGGCACAGAUCUGUCCAAAGCGCUGCGUUUGCCAAAUCCUGUCACCGAACCUGGCGACUCUCUGUGCUAAGAAGGGUCUGCUGUUUGUGCCGCCGAACAUCGACAGACACACAGUGGAGCUGCGGCUGGCAGACAACUUUGUAACAAGUAUUAAAAGGAAAGACUUUUCAAACAUGACGCGGCUGGUGGACCUGACAUUAUCCAGAAAUACCAUCUCCUACAUCACACCCCAUGCCUUUGCAGAUUUGGAAAAUCUCCGUGCACUACACCUCAACAGUAACCGGCUGACGAGAAUAGGCAAUGACACAUUCAGUGGGAUGUCAAAGCUUCACCACCUGAUACUCAACAACAACCAGCUAGUGCUGAUCCAUCAGGGAGCGUUCAACGACCUGCUGGCGCUGGAGGAACUGGACCUUAGUUACAAUAACUUGGACUCUAUUCCGUGGGAAGCCAUUCAGAAAAUGACAAGCCUCCACACACUGAGCUUAGACCAUAACAUGCUGGAUUACAUUCCAGAGGGAACCUUUUCCCUUCUGCAGAAACUCAACCGCCUGGAUGUCACCUCCAAUAAACUUCAAAAGCUCCCACCAGACCCACUUUUUCAGCGGGCGCAGGUCCUAGCUACAUCUGGGGAAAUGACUCCGUCAUCCUUUGCGCUGUCGUUUGGUGGAAAUCCUCUCCACUGUAACUGUGAGUUACUCUGGCUGAGGAGGCUGAAGAGAGAGGACGACCUGGAGACAUGUGCCACACCUGAGCACCUGUCUGGACGAUACUUCUGGUCCAUCUCUGAGGAGGAGUUUCUCUGUGAGCCUCCCCUGAUCACCAGAUUCUCCCACGAGAUGAGGGUCCUUGAAGGACAAAGAGUUGCACUCAGGUGUAAGGCAAGAGGUGAUCCAGAGCCAGCCAUUCAUUGGAUGUCUCCUGAAGGUAAAUUGAUGUCUAACUCCUCCAGAACCUUGGUGUACAGCAAUGGGACUCUGGACAUCCUCAUCAGCACUGUGAAAGACAUGGGCACCUUCACCUGCAUCUCGUCCAACCCUGCCGGUGAAGCCCACCAAACUGUGGACCUGCUUAUAAUAAAACUGCCUCACAUCUCCAACAACACAAACAACAUCCAAGAACCAGAUCCGGGUUCAUCAGACAUUUCCACGUCAACUCGAGGUGGCGCAAAUGGCAGCAAUGUGACGGGUGACGUGAAGGGCGGGGUUGAUAAGAGGGUGGUGACAGCUGAGGCCACAUCGUCGACCGCCCUGAUCAAGUUCAACUUCCAGAGGAAUAUACCCGGCAUCAGGAUGUUCCAGAUACAGUACAACGGAAGCCAGGAUGACUCAUUGGUUUACAGAAUGAUUCCUCCGUCAAGCAAGAACUUUUUGGUCAAUAACCUGGCAGCGGGGACUCCGUAUGACCUUUGUGUACUGGCAAUCUAUGAUGAUGUCAUUACGUCCCUGACAGCAACACGAGUGGUGGGCUGUGUGCAGUUCACCACCGAGUCAGAGUACAUGAGGUGUCACUUUAUGCAGUCCCAGUUCCUCGGUGGAACAAUGAUCAUCAUCAUCGGAGGGAUAAUAGUGGCCUCGGUGCUCAUUUUCAUCAUAAUCCUGAUGAUACGUUACAAGGUUUGUAACCCUGGUGAAGGCGGCAAAGGCAUUUCAAUGUCAAUGACCAAUGUUCACUCACAAACCAAUGGGCAGCAAUCACAGGGAUGCGCCGUGACUCCAAGCUCUUCUAAACAUGGAUCAAUCGGAUUGGACGACCUCUCUGCAGGCUCAACCAAAAGAAGUGGAGUGGCAGCUGCAGGAGGAGGACAUGGGGAAAAGGACACCAUAACUCAGUCAUUUGAGUGCUCCCUACCUGAUUGCUCUACAGCCACAUCGGUUCUCAGCCAGAGCUGGGGUGCCCAAAGUCCAACAGCCGGGGGUGAAGACCAUGAAAAAAUUUGUGAACAAAAACCUCUAACUGGCAUUGAGUCACCUACCACUGCCACCGGUUCCCUGCACAAGUCAAAGCGGAAGCCUGCUCCAAGGAAGCCCAGGUCUGCUUGCUCUAACGCCUCAGCAAUGCCUGAAAACGGCCCCCCUGCCUCUUCUCCUAGGCCACCUUCUUCUACACCCACCUCCUCCACCGCACUGGAGAACCUCAACACUAACCGCAACAACUCCACCAGUCUCAACAAAACCCCACCGCCUCCCUUUGUUCCUUCCACGUACUCCACCUCCCUUCCCACUCCCAGCCCGGUUUCUUCCAUGCGAUUCAGAGAAACACCCAUCCUGCGCCGGGCUCCUCGUGCCAUCUCUUCUUCUGCAAAGUACCAGACUCUUCCCACCGAAGAGGGAGGCAGGAGCAGGGCGAGAAGGAGGUACUCGCUCAGUGAAGAAGGCUCAAAAACUCACUCACCCCUUCAGAGAGCAGGAGGGGCACCAAAGUUGGGGCGCAUAAUGCAGAACAAACGGAGCCAAUCCAUGAGUGGGAUGUUGCUCUCAAAAGAAGAGGACGGAGAUUCAAAGAGAGGGCGGUGUGAGUCUGACUGGAUCUUAGAAAGCACAGUUUGAACUAAAACAAGGCAGCAACCAUCAAAUAAACUUUGGUUUACUCAUAAUUGUUUAACUGUUUGUGUAAGUGUUUGCGGUGCGUUUGGAUUUGGUUUUACUUGUACAGGCCAUGAUAAGAGCCUGUUGGUGUCUGAAUCAGUGUGUGAAUUCUGACUGUUUAGGUCGUUAGUUUUCAUGUUUUAAUUCUCUUUUUAGGUAUGUUUGGGGUGACUGGAAAUGUUUUCUGGAUGAAAGUUUGUGUUUUAUUGUGCAAUCUCUUUGAUUUUUACCUAUUUUUCUUUUUAUUGUUCCUAUUAUCAUGUUUCUCCACAUGUUUUUUUGGCAUUCAGUUUACAUUUUCGUUCUCCACUUCGACAUUAUCCUGUGGUAAAUGGAUAACAUGCCUUGUCUCGUAGCGUUCGAGUUGUCUUACUGGAUCCACUUUAUAGCACAAAAGAAAAAACAAGAUGAUGAGCUUGCCACGUCAUUUUUGAAUUCACAUUCACCUUAUCUGAAAAUACCACAAAAGGGAAUAUAUAAAUGAAGACGAAGAAGAAUCAUACAAGAAGAAAAGCACACCAUUUUUAACAGUCACACACUCGCACAUGAUAUGCAGUCAUUUUGUGGCAAGAGAACAGCAGUCGGUGCCUUCUUUUGCACUAACAGACCCUCCCUAACAGAUACUUUAACUGGAUUUAUGACUUUACCACAGCUCCACAAUCGAGGGCUUACGAAGAAUUGGAUAUAACUAAAGAAGAGACGGAUUUCACACAUAGCCUUUCUUACCUAAUGGGGAGUACAGACAUUUUCUUGACGUAUAAAGAAAAGACGCAACAAACAGAAAAACAGUUUAAUGCAACUCUUAUUAAAUUGUUAUUUUUAAAGGGAAGACAAAAAAGAAAACAUGAUUAUCUUUUGAGCUUUUCACUGACAUUGGUAUACUUAAGCCUAUGUUGGUCACAAGCUCCCAGAAAGCUACUGUACAGAAAAAGACAACAUGUACUGUGUUGUUAUGUUGUGUAAAAUAAAAACAGCUAAAACUAAAUGUAA
Molecule: messenger RNA, 4797 nt
Organism: Girardinichthys multiradiatus
Lineage: Eukaryota; Metazoa; Chordata; Actinopteri; Cyprinodontiformes; Goodeidae
Gene: lrfn5a
Product: leucine rich repeat and fibronectin type III domain containing 5a
Exons: 11
Coding region: 1162-3768 (868 amino acids)
Molecular function (GO): protein binding
Source: RefSeq, a predicted model, not a curated record